This is a messenger RNA of Diversispora eburnea, 2565 nucleotides long. The record is from the annotation of a GenBank genome assembly. Lineage: Eukaryota; Fungi; Glomeromycota; Glomeromycetes; Diversisporales; Diversisporaceae.
AUGGACUCCCUGCAUUUAAAACCGCCUACAUACGUAAGGAAAAGAAAUGGAAGUCUGGAUUCAAAUUUAUUUAGCAAUAGUUAUUGGUUCAAUCAAGAAAAGUUUGAACGGUCAUCACGUUCGCAUGAUGAUACUUUUGUAAUUGCAUUAAUUGGAAAACCUUCCGUAGGAAAAUCAACAAUAUUAAGAACUGGUUUAAAAAAUUUAUCACCAAUAACAAAUGUUGGAGUUGAACGAAAUAUAUUAUUUGCCCCUACAUUAAUUACAGAAAUUGAAGUUGAUGAUAAAUUAUAUCCUGUAGAAGUUUUGGAAAUCUUGGAAAAUGUAUUUGAUAUGAAAUCUGAGUUACGAUGGCCAAGGGAUUUACCGGGAAUUGACGGUGUCAUGAUUUGUUAUGAUGUGACCAAUCGUGCAUCAAUAGCAAAUAUUGCAUGGUUACUAAAUGCAUUCAGAGAUUUUCAUGUUCCUUCAAUAUUGGUUGCCUGUAAGGCAGAUUGUGAUCCUUCAAAACAUCAAGUAGAUACACAAUAUGGUCCAAAACUUGGUGAUUUGUUUAAUGUUGGAUUCGUUGAACUUGAUACGAGAACAGAACAAGGAAUACAUAAGAUACAUGAUGUAUUUUCUAUGUUGUUAAGGUUAUCAAUAAGGCAAAGAGAAUUCACACGGAAAGAUGAAAUCCAAAAAUUAAAAAGUAACAUUAGUAACGCUUCAACUGAUUCGGUAUAUAUGCAAAGCAUCAGUAGUGACGCUGAUUCCGAAAAGCAUGUUUUAAGUCACAGAAGAUCCUCAAGUGACCAAAGUCACGAAAACAGGGGAAGGAAUAGACUUUCAAACCUAUCAGCUGUCAAAUUUAUGAGUUCACGUUACACCAGUAGAUUUGGCACAUCAAAAUCAAAACAAAAAUCUCAUUCUCCAUUGAGUAAAAGAAUUAACAAGGACGAAGAAUCUUUACCGGCUUGUUCUCAUCCUUGUCCCAUAGAAUCAAAUGCUGCUCCAUCAUUCGCAAUUACUCCACCACAAACGCCUCCCACAAAUUCUAUCCUAUCUCAAUCCUCUUUAUCUUCAACUUCAACUUCUUCAUGUUUACAUAAACCAUCAGAAAGAAAUUCUCAUCGACGAUCAUUUCUUCCAUCAUCAACACUUUUACAAGUCAUGGAAACUGAAGAAGAAAAUGCACCCACCAGAGAUUAUAACAGAAUUUCUUUCAGUAGUUAUGAUUCCACAAUUAGUUCUGCCAGUUCAACUUGGGAUGGUUUUGGCGAAGUUAAUGAAUUAACAUCUGAAAGGGAACUUAACAAAUGUGCCGGAAAUAAAGAUGAUGGUAUGACAGUUGACGAAUUGAUUCAGAGAUUAACGAAAGGAGGUCAAUAUGGAAAACUUGACGAUCCUUUUAUGAUAACGUUCUUUACUAUAUAUCGAAUAUUUAUGAGACCUCGAGAUGUUCUCAUAAAGUUGAUGCAUAGGUUUAGAGAAUGCGAAAGAGACAUGGAUGAUCGAAGAAAUACAACACAUGAAAAAAUAUGUAAUUUGCUGUAUCAUUGGAUAACACAACAUCCUCAUGAUCUCAUUCAUCCACAAACACGAAAAUUGAUGUUCCAGUUUCUUGAUAUCAUAAAGAACAGUUCUCAUUUAGCUUAUUACGCAAAUAUUCUCACUCCAUUAAUAAAUGGUACAGUGCCUAACGAAGAUCUUGACGCAUUAUGGGGUUAUAAAGAUUUGGAUGAUGAGGAAUUGAAUGAAUCUGAAUUUGAUAUACAUCAGCAAAAAGUGACUGACAUUAUUUCAGCAUCAAGAAAUCCAAAAAAGGAUAGUGGAAUUGGAAGUUGGGUAUUUGUUGUUUCCAAUGGUUUAGAAGGAAGACCAAUGAAUCAAAUGACAUUUGAUGAAUUACCUGAGAAAUCCAUAUCUAAUGAAUUAACCUAUCAGGAAUUUCAACUUUUUAAAACAAUUACGGGAAGAGAUCUUUUGAGACAUAUUUGGACUCCACAAAAUAAUGACCUGCGUGUGAAAGGAAGAGUUGCCAAGGUAAUCACUAUGAUAUUAUCCCAAGAAAAAUUGAAAGCUCGUGUGGCCAUGAUGAAGAAAUUUAUGAAAAUUGCAAUAAUUGCUCGAGAAUCCAACAAUUUUAACACGUUAAUGGCUAUAAUUGCAGCAGUAAAUUCUGCACCGAUACUGCGUCUUCGUCAAACGCGUGAAUUGCUCAAAUGUAAAUCUUCGUUUAAAAAGUUUUCCAAUCUUGAGAAUUUGAUGUCAAGUAACAAAUCAUUUGGUAAUUAUCGUUUUGCUGGUGUUCAUUUACAAGAUUUGUUAUCUAUUGGGGAAGGGAAUAGAAAUUUUCAGAAGGAUGGCAGAAUUCAUUGGAAUAAAUUUUCCUUAAUGGGAGAUGUCAUCAAUAUGAUUUGUAGACAUCAAAAAUCAAACUAUAAUAUAAAAGGCAACAACUUAAUUGGAAAGUUCAUAAAUGACACGGAGGUCAUGAACGAAGAUGAAUCAUAUAAUAAAUCUUUGGAGCUUGAACCACGGAUUCAAAGAGCUGCAAGUACAAGUAGAGUUCGACGGCAUUGA